AUGAGUACGGACGCGGAGAUGGCGAUUUAUGGCAAAGCUGCCAUAUACCUGCGGAAGCCAGAAAAGGAGAGAAUCGAGGCACAAAGCAAGCCUUUCGAUGCCAAAACCGCCUGUUACGUGACCGAUACCAAGGAGCUGUACCUCAAAGGCACAAUCCUGAGCAAAGAGGGGGGCAAAGUCUCUGUCAAAGUGCUCGAUACCCAAGAAACUGUAACAGUUAAGGAGGAUGACGUCACCCCAAUGAACCCCCCCAAGUUCGAUAAAAUUGAGGACAUGGCCAUGAUGACCCACCUCAAUGAAGCCUCUGUGCUGUAUAACCUCAAAGAGCGUUACGCAGCAUGGAUGAUCUAUACCUAUUCUGGGCUGUUCUGUGUCACUGUAAACCCCUACAAGUGGCUCCCAGUGUACGACCAAGAAGUUGUGACAGCAUACAGAGGCAAAAAGCGCAUGGAGGCCCCACCACACAUCUUCUCUGUCUCAGACAAUGCCUAUCAGUUUAUGCUUACUGAUAGAGAAAACCAGUCUGUCCUGAUUACUGGAGAAUCUGGUGCCGGAAAGACUGUGAACACCAAACGUGUCAUCCAGUACUUUGCGACAAUCGCAGUUGCAGGUGACAAAAAGAAAGAAGCUGCAGCUGCUGGCAAAAUGCAGGGAUCUCUGGAGGAUCAGAUUAUUGCUGCUAACCCCCUGCUGGAAGCUUACGGCAAUGCCAAGACUGUGAGGAAUGACAACUCCUCUCGCUUUGGUAAAUUCAUCAGAAUUCACUUCGGCACCUCAGGAAAACUGGCCAGUGCUGACAUUGAAACUUAUCUGCUGGAAAAGUCAAGAGUGACAUUCCAGCUUCCAGAUGAGAGAGGCUACCACAUCUUCUAUCAGAUGAUGACAAACCACAAGCCUGAGCUGAUUGAAAUGACGCUCAUCACAACCAACCCCUACGAUUUCCCCAUGAUCAGCCAGGGCCAGAUUACUGUGGCCAGCAUUGAUGACAAGGAGGAGCUGGUGGCCACAGAUACUGCCAUUGACAUCUUGGGCUUCAGUGCAGAGGAGAAAAUGGGCAUCUACAAGCUGACUGGUGCUGUGAUCCAUCAUGGAAACAUGAAGUUCAAGCAGAAGCAGCGUGAGGAGCAGGCUGAACCAGAUGGCACUGAGGUGGCUGACAAAAUUGGCUACCUGCUGGGCUUGAACUCAGCUGAUAUGCUGAAGGCUCUGUGCUACCCCAGAGUAAAGGUCGGAAAUGAGUUUGUCACCAAGGGGCAGACUGUACCACAGGUCAACAAUUCCGUGAGUGCUCUGGCCAAGUCUAUCUAUGAGAGGAUGUUCUUGUGGAUGGUCAUCCGCAUUAACCAGAUGCUGGACACAAAGCAGCCCAGGCAAUUCUUCAUUGGUGUGCUGGACAUUGCUGGUUUUGAGAUCUUUGAUUUCAACAGCAUGGAACAGCUGUGCAUCAACUUCACCAAUGAGAAACUGCAACAGUUCUUCAACCACCACAUGUUUGUGCUGGAACAAGAGGAGUACAAGAAAGAGGGAAUUGACUGGGAGUUCAUUGACUUCGGUAUGGACUUGGCUGCCUGCAUUGAGCUCAUUGAGAAGCCCAUGGGCAUCUUCUCCAUCCUUGAAGAGGAGUGUAUGUUCCCUAAGGCUUCCGACACUACCUUCAAGAACAAACUGUAUGACCAGCAUCUUGGCAAGAACAAUGCCUUCCAGAAGCCCAAGCCUGCCAAAGGCAAGGCUGAGGCCCACUUCUCCCUGGUGCACUACGCUGGCACUGUGGACUACAACAUCUGCGGCUGGCUGGACAAGAACAAGGACCCCCUGAACGACUCUGUGGUACAGCUGUACCAGAAGUCCUCAGUCAAACUGCUGUCCCUCUUGUAUGCAUCUGUUGCUAGCGCUGAGGAGAGCGGUGGUGGUGGCAAGAAGGGAGGCAAGAAGAAGGGUGGUUCCAUGCAGACUGUGUCCUCUCAGUUCAGGGAGAACUUGGGCAAGCUGAUGACCAACUUGAGAAGCACUCAUCCUCACUUUGUGCGUUGCUUGAUUCCCAAUGAGUCCAAAACACCAGGUCUCAUGGAGAACUUCCUGGUCAUCCACCAGCUGAGAUGUAAUGGUGUGCUGGAAGGUAUCAGAAUCUGUAGAAAGGGUUUCCCCAGCAGAAUCCUCUAUGCUGAUUUCAAGCAGAGAUACAAAGUACUGAAUGCCAGUGUUAUCCCAGAAGGACAGUUCAUUGACAACAAGAAGGCUUCUGAGAAACUCUUGGGAUCCAUUGAUGUGGAUCACACACAGUACAAGUUUGGACAUACUAAGGUGUUCUUCAAAGCUGGUCUCCUUGGUACUCUUGAAGAGAUGCGAGAUGAGAAACUUGCAGCUCUGGUGACCAUGACCCAGGCUUUGUGCCGUGGUUUCCUCAUGAGAAAGGAGUUUGUGAAGAUGAUGGAGAGGAGGGAGGCCAUUUUCACCAUCCAGUAUAACAUUCGCUCAUUCAUGAAUGUGAAGCACUGGCCAUGGAUGAAGGUGUACUUCAAGAUCAAGCCUCUUCUGAAGAGUGCUGAAGCUGAGAAGGAAAUGGCCCAAAUGAAGGAGGACUUUGCCAAAUGCAAGGAAGAUCUGGCCAAGGCAGAAGCCAGGAAGAAGGAGCUUGAGGAAAAAAUGGUCUCUCUGCUGCAAGAGAAGAAUGAUCUGCAGCUCCAAGUAGCAUCUGAAUCUGAAAGUCUUGCGGAUGCUGAGGAGAGAUGCGAGGGGCUCAUCAAAAGUAAGAUCCAGCUUGAAGCAAAACUCAAAGAGACGUCUGAAAGACUGGAAGAUGAGGAGGAAAUCAAUGCCGAGCUGACAGCCAAGAAGAGGAAACUGGAGGAUGAGUGUUCCGAGCUGAAGAAAGACAUUGAUGACUUAGAGCUCACCUUGGCUAAAGUGGAGAAGGAGAAACAUGCCACAGAAAACAAGGUUAAAAACCUGACUGAAGAGAUGGCCUCUCAGGAUGAGGCCAUUGCCAAGCUGACUAAGGAAAAGAAAGCCCUCCAAGAGGCACACCAGCAGACUCUUGAUGAUCUCCAGGCAGAGGAGGACAAAGUCAACACUCUGACCAAAGCUAAGACCAAGCUUGAGCAACAAGUGGAUGAUCUUGAAGGGUCUCUGGAACAAGAGAAGAAGCUUCGCAUGGACCUUGAGAGAGCCAAGAGAAAGCUUGAGGGUGAUCUGAAACUGGCCCAGGAAUCCAUAAUGGAUCUGGAGAAUGACAAGCAGCAGUCAGAGGAGAAGCUCAAGAAGAAGGACUUUGAGACCAGCCAGCUCCUCAGCAAGAUAGAGGAUGAACAAUCCUUGGGUGCUCAGCUUCAGAAGAAGAUUAAGGAGCUUCAGGCUCGAAUUGAGGAACUGGAGGAAGAAAUUGAGGCAGAGCGUGCUGCUCGGGCCAAGGUUGAGAAGCAGAGGGCUGAUCUCUCCAGGGAGCUUGAGGAGAUCAGUGAGAGGCUAGAAGAGGCUGGUGGUGCCACUGCUGCUCAGAUUGAGAUGAACAAGAAGCGUGAAGCUGAGUUCCAGAAGCUGCGUCGUGACCUGGAGGAAUCCACCCUGCAGCAUGAGGCUACCGCUGCCGCUCUCCGCAAGAAGCAGGCCGACAGUGUGGCGGAACUGGGAGAACAGAUCGACAACCUUCAGCGCGUCAAGCAGAAGCUGGAGAAGGAGAAGAGCGAAUACAAAAUGGAAAUUGAUGAUCUCGCAAGCAACAUGGAAGCUAUUGCUAAAACAAAGGCAAAUCUGGAGAAGCUGUGCCGUACUCUUGAGGACCAAUUGAGUGAAAUCAAGACAAAGAACGAUGAGAAUGUGCGACAGUUGAAUGACAUGGGAGCACAGAAAGCAAGGCUUCUGACAGAGAAUGGUGAAUUUGGUCGCCAGCUGGAGGAGAAGGAGUCCCUCAUCUCUCAGCUAACAAGAGGCAAACAAGCUUUCACUCAGCAAAUUGAGGAGCUGAAGAGACUAAUUGAGGAGGAGGUUAAGGCCAAGAACGCCCUGGCCCAUGCUUUGCAGUCAUCCCGCCAUGAUUGUGAUCUGCUGCGGGAGCAGUUUGAGGAGGAGCAGGAGGCCAAGGCUGAACUGCAGCGUGGAAUGUCCAAGGCCAACAGUGAGGUGGCUCAGUGGAGAACCAAAUAUGAAACUGAUGCCAUCCAGCGUACUGAGGAGCUGGAGGAGGCCAAGAAAAAGCUGGCUCAGCGUCUGCAAGAAGCAGAGGAGCAAAUAGAGGCUGUCAACUCCAAGUGUGCCUCUCUGGAGAAGACCAAGCAGAGACUGCAGGGAGAAGUGGAGGAUCUCAUGAUUGAUGUGGAGAGAGCAAAUGCCCAGGCUGCUAACCUUGACAAAAAGCAGAGGAACUUUGACAAGGUUCUGGCAGAGUGGAAGCAGAAGUUUGAGGAAGGCCAAGCAGAGCUUGAAGGUGCUCAGAAAGAGGCUCGUUCUCUCAGCACUGAGCUGUUCAAGAUGAAGAACUCCUAUGAAGAAGCUCUGGAUCAGCUUGAGACCCUGAAGCGAGAGAACAAGAACCUGCAGCAGGAGAUCGCAGAUCUGACUGAACAGAUUGGUGAGUCAGGAAAAGCCAUUCAUGAACUGGAGAAGGCUAAGAAGACUGUGGAGACUGAGAAGGCAGAGAUCCAGACUGCACUGGAAGAGGCAGAGGGAACUCUGGAGCAUGAAGAGUCCAAGAUUCUCCGUGUCCAGCUGGAACUGAACCAGAUCAAGGGUGAGAUUGACAGGAAGCUCGCUGAGAAGGACGAGGAGAUGGAGCAGAUUAAGAGGAACAGUCAGAGGAUGGUUGAGUCCAUGCAGAGCACCCUCGACUCUGAGGUUAGAAGCAGGAAUGAUGCUCUGAGAGUGAAGAAGAAGAUGGAGGGAGAUCUCAAUGAAAUGGAGAUUCAGCUGAGCCAUGCCAACCGCCAAGCUGCUGAAGCUCAGAAACAACUGAGGAACGUUCAGGGACAGCUGAAGGAUGCCCAACUGCACCUUGAUGAUGCGCUCAGAGGUCAGGAGGAUCUGAAGGAGCAGGCUGCCAUGGUGGAGCGCAGGAACACUCUGAUGCUGGCUGAGAUUGAGGAACUGAGGGCUGCCCUGGAGCAGACAGAGAGAGGCCGCAAAGUGGCUGAGCAGGAGCUGGUGGACGCCAGCGAGCGUGUGGGUCUGCUGCACUCCCAGAACACAAGCCUUCUGAACACCAAGAAGAAGUUGGAAGGUGACUUUGUUCAGCUCCAGAGUGAAGUGGAUGACACCAUCCAGGAAGCAAGAAAUGCAGAGGAAAAGGCUAAGAAGGCCAUUACUGAUGCGGCCAUGAUGGCAGAGGAGCUGAAGAAGGAGCAGGACACCAGUGCUCACCUGGAGAGGAUGAAGAAGAACCUGGAGAUCACAGUCAAGGAUCUGCAGCACCGUCUGGAUGAGGCUGAGAAUCUGGCCAUGAAGGGCGGAAAGAAACAGCUCCAGAAACUGGAGUCAAGGGUGCGCGAGCUGGAAUCUGAGGUUGACGCUGAGCAGAAACGUGGAGCAGAUGCUGUUAAAGGUGUCCGUAAAUACGAGAGAAGAGUCAAGGAGCUCACCUACCAGACUGAGGAGGACAAGAAGAACAUCAACAGACUGCAGGAUCUGGUGGACAAGCUGCAGCUGAAGGUCAAGGCCUACAAGAGGCAGGCUGAGGAAGCUGAGGAACAAGCCAAUGCCCACUUGUCCAAGUUCAGGAAGGUCCAGCAUGAGCUUGAGGAGGCUGAGGAGCGUGCAGACAUUGCCGAAUCUCAGGUCAACAAGAUGAGAGCCAAGAGCCGUGAUGCUGGCAAAGGCAAAGAAUCAGCAGAAUAA
This is a messenger RNA of Megalops cyprinoides (Indo-Pacific tarpon), 5823 nucleotides long. RefSeq names its product myosin heavy chain, fast skeletal muscle-like. NCBI's taxonomy places the organism in Eukaryota, Metazoa, Chordata, Actinopteri, Elopiformes, Megalopidae. The record is from RefSeq and is a predicted model, not a curated record. Gene Ontology annotation, molecular function: cytoskeletal motor activity; ATP binding; actin filament binding. Bases 1 to 5823 code for a protein of 1940 amino acids. The transcript is spliced from 39 exons. Gene Ontology annotation, cellular component: myosin complex.